CCGGAUCUAGGGCCGCAUACGCCCACGCGCAGGUCUCCAAUGAAAAAGGAAGAUGGUGAACACCAACUAGUGAUUGUCUCUUUUACAGAGAAAAAAGAGUGCAGUGGAAAACUUCAUGGAGGUAGCUCUGUUACUGAAAAGCCUCCAGACCUGGCUUUUCAGGAUGCUCUCACAAGCAAUGAGGAAGACAUUCUGUCUGGGACAUUGAAGGACAUUUAUGACAGAAACACCAUGAAUUCUUUUCAACAGAAGAAAAAGGAAGAAGUCAGGGACAAUUUAAAAGGGCUAAAAAGUGAAGACCACAAAUUGACAGAGAAAAUGGAAGACAUCAAAGAGAGUGGGGAAAAAACCCUAGGAAAUUAUUUUAUUAAAGCCCCUGCAACUGUUCUGGAGAAUCUGAAGUGUAAUACACUCAAUGACACUAGUUCCUUGGUGGUGGAUGAUUCUAAGGAGCUGGUCAGCAAUGUCAUCAGUAUGGAAUGUUAUGAUUAUGAAAAACCACUUUUCCCUAUUAACAUUGCAUUUACAUCAUGCUUCAGAGGAAAUUAUCAGGAGAUUAUGGUGAAGGUGACUGAUACCAACUUCCAGUCAAACUACUUAACUCCUAUUUCUUUACAAGGAUCCUAAGGAAACCAUAAGGAAAGCUUUGCAGAAGUAAAAAUUUAUCAUCUGGGUGUUUUUGCUUUGUUGUCAUGCUUAAAGAAGGAAACAUUUACUGUUCCAAAGGUAGGACUCUUACAAAAGCUGAACGUGGAUUUUCAAAUCUCUUUCUGUUACCAUUCAGAAACAUUCAAUUCUCUGAUUCAGCCAAUUGAGCCAUCAGUUUCAGCAUUGAAAGCAAGACAUUAUAUGUAUCACUCAGUGAUAUCUAUGAGUGCACUGGUUCAUAUCCAACAUCCUUCAUCCCAACCUUUUAACAGCUCAGUCACUAUUACUCUACCCUGUCCUCCGAACCCAGACAAAAAAAGGGCUGUGAGCACUUCUGUGAGAAAAAGUGUGGACAAUCUCAGUGAUACUUCGAAAUUAUUAGGUUGUUGAAAUGAAGAGGGGUGGAAGGUGUUUGAUGAUGUUAUUAUCCAGAAUGCACAGAAUGGGCUUGUAUCUUUUGAACUAAAUGAGCAUUUAGAAAGCUUUAUGGUUGUUUGCCUUGCAUUCCUUUUGGAAAACAGGUAUCUUCUCCUCUUUGCUCAGGUUCUGGAAGAAGCUCUCCGUAGCACAAGGGCUAAUGUGAUACUGUAUCAGAAAAGAGAAAACCCAUAUAAAGUAGCAGUUUUUUCUGUCGCAUCCAGAGAAUUAAUCAAUGAACUUCAAAAUCUCUAUGAGGAAGGUUAUAUUGGUCCCCCAGAACCCACACAGCACUUCCCAUUAAGACAAGGAGAGCAGAUUCAUUUUAGAUUUAGAGGAAAUAUUUCUGCUUCAGGAAUGUGGAGCUUAAUGGGAAACUGCUCCAACUGUAAAGAAAAUGUACGAUCUGAACGAGCUCCUGAGCAAUGUGCUCCAGGUGACUCUCCUUUGAGCAGGAGAGUUGGACAAGAUGAUCUCUUAAACCCUUGUGAAUUCUGUGAAAACUGGGUCCUCAGAAACCCAGGGGAAUGGAGAAGCUUCAGGAAAGUCUACAGACUGAUUUUUCAUUCACAAAGACAACCAAGGCUGGAGCUCCAAAUCAAAGAAGGGGAUGAAUUUAGUAACCACAGUUCACCUCAUUACAAAGGAACAGCAGUGUUUUAUAAAAUUACCAGAGAGAUGAUACCAAAGAAAUGGAUGAUACCAAAGAAACCUUACCAUAUGAUGAAUAUCAACACCAGUCUCCACUGUGCCCUAUGGGACAAGUUGCUGUUCUGGCUUGCACAAGAGCUUGCAGAAGAUAAUACAUCAUUGUUUGCUUUAUGUUUACCUGUUCGAUGGAGCAUGUUUCAGCUUGUUAGGCUGAAGUGCCCUGAUAAUUUAACACACCAGAUGUAUGAGCUGCUUUGCUGCUGCAAAAAGACCCUUCCAAAGUCAGCUGAUAAACAGCAGAUCUUGUCUCAGUAUUUGCAGAAGAGUGGCAGAAGUGAUCUUUCAGAAGAACUUCAUUAAAAGUGGCAAAAUAAGGUGUUCACUGAUCCUCAAUGCUGUAAUUCGGGGUGUGUUUAUUGUAGCUGA
Molecule: messenger RNA, 2142 nt
Organism: Zonotrichia albicollis (white-throated sparrow)
Lineage: Eukaryota; Metazoa; Chordata; Aves; Passeriformes; Passerellidae
Source: RefSeq, a predicted model, not a curated record